GUCUUCAUUCCCGUCCUGGGCAUUCCCGUCCUGGGCAUUCCCGUCCUGGGCAUUCCCGUCCUGGGAAUACAGGUCAAUCCAACAGAAUAGGAGCUGAACGCAUGCCGAGCCAUCUACAACAGACGACGACAAGACGAAUACCUAUAUAAAGGGCUCAAAUCUCCCUCUUCCGUCCUUCUUGCUGAACUCGCAACCACGCAUAUCACACUCGCCAGAUCGCACAGUCACAAGAGACUGAGACAAAUACAACGCCUAUCCUCUCACGCCCAGUAGCCAACCCGUCAUUUGCUCCUCUCGAUUACACGCUUUGCCCGUCCAUCCCCUCGCCCUCACAAGAAACCAUGCAGCCUUCACAACCCGCCGCCGCCGUUCCCUUCACAAUCGACGGCGUCCAGCCAGGCAUGCUCGCCUUCCCCGACUCGCCGGACCUGUACCGCAUUCGUCUCCAGCCCGCGCAGGCCGCCGCGGCCGGGACGGCCAUCAAGUACCUGGUCGCCCCGAACUCGAGCAAGGUCUUCACCGGGCCCGACGCUCACAUCCGCCGCUACGACAACCUCGCUUUCGACAAGGUCCCUCCCGGCGACUGGGUCGUCGGCCGGCUCGUCGUUGCCGAGGAAGGUGGUGAUGACAGCCGGGGGGGCAAGCUCCGGCUCGCAUCGACCGAGGCCGAUGCCGUCGAUGCGCUUGAGGGCCUAGGACUGUACAGCGCCGGACCCGCCUGGUGCAGCACGGCCGUCGAGGAGGGGGACUGCCAGGACGCUCCGGACAGCCCGCGCUGGACCACCGUAGUCGACGCAGCCGGGAAGGAGAUCAGCGUCCCCAAGCCCACUGACCUUCAGUGCAUGGGCUACGUCUCCGCGUCCAUCAUCGCCGCGCCCACCCGAGAUGUGACGGAUGCGAAGGAGGUAGUCCGCGUGUCAGACUGGUUGCCCGGCCACUGGGUUGGCAUCCGGAACGAAGCCCGCACCUACGAGAUCAUCCAGUCGCGCGACCCCGGGCUGGCGCCGCGCUUCCUGGGGCACAUCACCGAGAACCGCUCGCGGGUGGUCGGGUUUCUGCUCGAGCGCAUCCCCGACGCUCGCGAGGCCGGCCCUGCCGACUUGGAGAAGUGCAAGACCGCCCUAGCGCGGCUGCACGCCCUCGGCAUCGCGAAGGGGCAGUUGAGCCGACACUCGUUCCUCGUGCGGCACGACGGGUCUGUUCUGAUCCAGGGGCCCUUCACCGGUCCUCCCGAGGAGGUUGGCGACAUAAGCGAGGCCAUGAAGACGGAGAUGGAGAGCCUCGAGAAAGUCCUCGCCCUGAGCCCGUCCACAUUUGAGGCCCAGUCGGCGAGGAUGCGCAGUCUGAUCGACCCCCAGAGGAUAGAGCUGCUGGGCGAGUUUGAGAAGGCGCAUGGGUUUGUGGUGCCUUUUGUGUACUGGCAGGAGUCUCGCGAGGGCGGCGGGCGUAUCACACUUACGGUCGAACAGCACGGGGUGUUGGCAAAGGAGUGUCGGGAGAAUGGGUUCCGCUGGACGAAAGAGCUUCAGGAGCAAGCGGAAAGGCGGUUCGGGCCCUCCGUAGAGGCCGUCUGAGGAUUUGAGGUUCGGUUGUUUGGAAAGUGCGAGGACCGGUUGGAGGCGUAGGAGGACAUGGGUUUUUUUAUUUGGGAAGAAAUAAAUUUGUGAUUGUCGUCCGAUUAGUCUCCUUUCCGGCUAUAGUUGUAUCUAAUAACAUGGCUUACAAAGUUGACCAAAGGUUAAGGUAGGCUGAAAUUCAUGGAAAAUUUAGUCAAUCUAGUCAAUUCAGAAAUCUUUUCUAGUAGUUUGUAUAUACACUUGGCAUUAUAGCCCCUAUUUCGCGUGCAUUGGGAAUGGGAUUUCUUGCAGCUCC
Molecule: messenger RNA, 1872 nt
Organism: Durotheca rogersii
Lineage: Eukaryota; Fungi; Ascomycota; Sordariomycetes; Xylariales; Xylariaceae
Exons: 1
Coding region: 342-1574 (410 amino acids)
Source: RefSeq, a predicted model, not a curated record